AUGUCCCGGAACUUUCAUAUUGCCGUCCUGGAAUGCGACACUCCGGUGCCUGCAGUCAAGGAUACCCGUGGGUCGUAUGGUCAAAUCUUUGAGAGUCUCUUAAAGAAAGGGCUCCAGGAACUUAACCCUCCUCAUAAUGUGACUCCCGUCAUUACGAAAUGGGACGUCGUUGCGUUGCAAGAGUAUCCAGACUUACACGAAGUUGAUGCGAUUCUCAUUUCAGGGAGCAAGCAUACAGCGUUCAAAGACGAUGAAUGGAUUGUCUCACUAGUUGCAUAUGUCAAGAGUUUCCUCGAGACCGCAAAUAAGCCAGCGGUCGGUAUCUGCUUCGGCCAUCAAAUCAUCGGACGUGCCCUGGGUGCCAAGGUUGGGGUCAGCCCUGGCGGAUGGGAGAUCUCAGUUGAAAACAUCGAUCUGACAUCAAACGGCGAGAAGCUGCUUGGAUCCAGGACACUGAAAUUGCAUCAAAUGCAUCGCGAUGCCGUCUUAGAAGUUCCCCAGGGUGUUCUCAAUCUAGGUAGAAGUCCAAAAUGCGAAAUCCAGGGGUUGUACAAACCUGGGCGGGUUCUUUCGUUUCAGGCACACCCAGAGUUUGAUUCCGAGAUAAUGUCUGAGAUUCUCAAAAUGAGACACAGUCAGAAUGUUUUUAACGAUAGCAUGUAUGAAGAUGGAUCGUCAAGGGCCAAGAACAAGCAUGAUGGAGUUGUUGUUUCCGCGCUCAUUUGGAAGUUUGUGCUUGGACAGCUAGAUUAA
Molecule: messenger RNA, 753 nt
Organism: Clonostachys rhizophaga
Lineage: Eukaryota; Fungi; Ascomycota; Sordariomycetes; Hypocreales; Bionectriaceae
Source: the annotation of a GenBank genome assembly